AUGGCCCUCGCGCACAGCGUUCCUGCUGGCAGCUAUGGAGGAUGUGCUGGUCAGGGCAAUCUCCUUCGGUAUCCUUCUGUCGUCUACAACAACUAUGGCUUACAGUGGUUCAUCCCGUACCUGCUGGCCGUGUUCCUGAUUGCCAUUCCAGCUCUCAUUCUGGAGAUCUCUAUCGGCCAGGCCUAUCGCGGAGGUAGCACGAUUGCAUUCAACAACAUCAACCAUCGCCUGAAGGGCGUUGGACUGGGACCUGUCUUCGUCAGCUUCAUUGUCGUGCAGUACUUCACUGUCAAUCUGGCAUGGAUUAUGAACUACUUCCGCAACUCGUUCACUAGCCCGCUGCCAUGGGAAGGCCGACUUGACGACUUCUAUAACAAUGAUGUGAUCGCAAACCCAUCACCAAUACCUGGCUCAGCAGGCAUGGACGUCGACGGCGAACCCUUCAAGUGGAUCGAGUAUCCUUCGGUCGGACUGAUUGGUGAGACAGUCGGCUGGAGCGCUUUCAUCUGGUUUCUCAUCUGGAUUUCCAUCUUCCGCGGAGUUGGCAUGACUGGAAGAGUGGUGUACUUCACGAUGGGCCUGCCAAUCAUCACCACAAUCAUCCUUGUCGGCAGAGCGCUGUCGCUCGAGAAUGCUGGCGAGGGUGUACGACUCCUCUGGGCGACGUGGCGCAGCGAUCAGCUCGCUAGCGGCACGGUCUGGGCAGACGCUGUUGGUCAGGUGUUCUUCUCGACCGGCAUUGGCUUCGGCUAUUUCACGAGCUAUGCCUCGUACAACGCGAAGCAUUCGAAUGCUGUGAUGGACGCCAUCCUCAUCUGCGGCAGCAAUGUACUUUUCGAAAAUUUUGCCGCCUUCGCAGUCUUCGGCGUUGUUGGCUACCUUCGUCGGUGGCCGCAAGACGGGGUCCGUCUCGGUGCAUUUGUCGUGGGCUUUCUCACCCUCCCGGAAGCAGUCAUCCAGAUGCCUGGCGCGAAUUUCUGGGCUGUGCUGCUGUUCUUCACGCUGGUCGUGCUGGGCUUCUCGAGUGCAUUCGUGAUGCUCGACGCGACAGCUACGCUCCUGGUGGACGCAGGCAUGAAGUACUCGAGGCCGGUCAUAGUCACAGGUCUGACGCUGCUGAGCUUCCUGCUCUGCCUUCCGUACUGCACCGAGUUUGGCUACUAUCUGCUCGAUGGUAUCGAUCGUUGGGUCAACAACGUCGCGCUCAUCUUCGUUGUCUGGUCCGAAGUCGUCAGUGCUACCACAAUCUACCGCUGGCGAGACGUGAUCGACCAGACUGGGCUGCCAGCUUUCGCUGUCUACAACCUUGGCUAUCUCGGAGGGCAAGUCAUUGGCGUUUCUGUAGCCCACGGCGCCGGGAAUCCUGGUGCCGGGGCCGGGGCUGGCUUUGGCUUCUAUGUCAUCUGUGCUGUCGCUGCGACAGUCAUGGCAAGAACGCCCACCGUCAGGGCUCCGAAAUUCUGGGGCAAUAAUGCCUUCCUUAGCAAAUUGUGGUUUCUGGCUUUCUACUCGGGCAAUCAACUCCGUCGCGACCUUAACAUCAUAGUCGGCACAGGUCGCAACUGGUCGAUCCCAUCCUUCUGGCCAGUGCUAUUACGCUAUGUAUCCGGCCCAGUCCUGGCCAUCAUCUUCUCCUUCGCUUACCCAGAGUUCUACACGCUGAAGAACGACCCUCUCAUGGUGCUUGGCUUCGGAGUUGCGCAUGUAGGAAUACUGCUCAUUAUCCUCGGCUUUGUUAUGCCGCGAUACUACAACAUCAUGAUUCCACCUCAGCGACGCGAUGAGGGCUUGGAGAGGACUGUAGCUCUUGAGCCAAAGGGCGAGGUCGUGGCUCGAGCUAUCAACGAUGGAAAUCUGCCGGAUCACGACCGGAGUAGCUCUGAAGAGAAGGGUCUGGAUGGUGGGCGGAAGGGCGUGACUGAAGCAGGCUCACCGCGACUAUAA
Cyphellophora attinorum is the source of this 1944-nucleotide messenger RNA. Its product is annotated as Sodium- and chloride-dependent GABA transporter 1. The transcript is spliced from 2 exons. The record is from RefSeq and is a predicted model, not a curated record. NCBI's taxonomy places the organism in Eukaryota, Fungi, Ascomycota, Eurotiomycetes, Chaetothyriales, Cyphellophoraceae. Gene Ontology annotation, biological process: sodium ion transmembrane transport. Gene Ontology annotation, cellular component: membrane. The coding region runs from base 1 to 1944 and encodes 647 amino acids.